Molecule: messenger RNA, 1802 nt
Organism: Ixodes scapularis (black-legged tick)
Lineage: Eukaryota; Metazoa; Arthropoda; Arachnida; Ixodida; Ixodidae
Gene: und
Product: methionine aminopeptidase 2
Exons: 12
Coding region: 124-1548 (474 amino acids)
Biological process (GO): proteolysis
Molecular function (GO): metalloaminopeptidase activity
Source: RefSeq, a predicted model, not a curated record
CCGCAGUUGCGGCGGUUGCGGCGGUUGCGGCGUCGAGCGGCGCGCGGCUCGCGCGGCGGCGCUCGUUGCUGCUCGAGCCGCGCGAGGCGCCACACGACAGAGAUCCAAGGAACUAGUGCAAACAUGGCGGCCGUCUUGCAGGACCACGGAGGAAAACAUGUGGAUGAAAAAGACGAUAAUCUAGAGGACGGCGACGAGGAGGACGAUGUCGAGGACGACGCCGGAGCUCCAGAGGCUGCCAAGAAGAAAAAGAAACGCAAGAAGAAAAAGAAGAAAGCACCGCAAGAGGUCGACGGCGAGAAUCACGAUGGAGCCACGGCUGGAGAGGUAACAGAUCUACUCGAGCAGCAACAACUCGAUGAAGCCGGUGAAAAGAACGACGAGAAAGGGGAUGCAGAGGAAGCCAAGAAGAAGAAAAAGAAGAAGCCAAAAGGGCCCAAACAGCAGACGGACCCACCAUCAAUUCCUAUCUGUGACCUGUUUCCCGAUGGGAACUUCCCAGUCGGACAGGAAAUGGAGUAUCCCAUUCCAAACGACAGCCGCACGGGAAAAAACCGGAUGACGGACCAAGACAAGAAGGCCAUGGAGGGCAUGUCUCAAGACCAGUACAAGGAGAUCAGGCAAGCGGCUGAAGCUCACCGCCAGACAAGGCAGUACAUGCAGAAGACAAUCAAGCCAGGAAUGACGAUGAUUGAGAUCUGCGAGACCUUGGAGUCGACGGCCCGCAAGCUGAUCAAAGAGAACGGCCUGAGUGCCGGGCUGGCCUUCCCGACGGGCUGUUCACUCAAUCACUGUGCCGCCCACUACACGCCAAAUGCCGGGGACCCCACCGUGCUAGGGUACGACGACGUAUGCAAGAUCGACUUCGGAACUCACAUCAAUGGUCAGAUAAUCGACUGUGCCUUCACUCUAACAUUCAACAACAAGUAUGACAAGCUCCUGGAGGCUGUCAGGGAUGCCACUAACACUGGAAUCAGGACUGCCGGGAUAGACGUCAGGCUGUGCGACAUCGGCGAAGCCAUCCAAGAAGUGAUGGAGUCCUACGAAGUUGAACUAGAUGGAAAGACUUACCAGGUGAAAUCGAUCCGGAACCUGAACGGCCACUCCAUUGGACCUUACCGCAUUCACGCGGGCAAGACCGUGCCCAUUGUGAAGGGCGGGGAGGCAGUCAGGAUGGAGGAGGGAGAAGUGUAUGCCAUUGAGACAUUUGGCAGCACUGGCAAAGGUUAUGUGCACGACGACAUGGAGGUGUCCCACUACAUGAAGAACUUUGAUGCAGGCCGGGUACCCCUCAGGCUGCCCCGGUCCAAACAGCUGCUGAGCGUGAUCAACCAGAACUUUGGGACGCUGGCGUUCUGUCGUCGCUGGCUAGAUCGCCUGGGCCAGUCCAAGUACCUGAUGGCCCUGAAGGAUCUCUGUGACAAAAGCAUUGUGGACCCGUACCCUCCUCUGUGCGACACCAAGGGGUGCUACACAGCACAGUUUGAGCACACCAUCAUCCUUCGCCCUACCUGCAAGGAGGUGGUCAGCCGUGGAGAGGACUACUGACCCCGGCCUGGGCCUAACUCUUGUUUGCCUUGGCUUCUGCUUCAGAGACUUCCUUGGCACACAGUGCCCGAUUGUUUUCUUUGUUCCUGAUUUGGUUUAUGUAAGGAGCAGCCUGGAAAUGAAAAAGAAAAAAAAAGAAACAUUGCUGCUAGUGUUCUCAACAGAGGUUGCAUUUUUUCUAAUUUUUUUUAUUCUACUUUAAAAGGAGGGUUUGAUUUGUUGUUGUUUGGAACAAGAUAAAGGAUGGAUCCCUA